This is a messenger RNA of Oldenlandia corymbosa var. corymbosa, 1380 nucleotides long. NCBI's taxonomy places the organism in Eukaryota, Viridiplantae, Streptophyta, Magnoliopsida, Gentianales, Rubiaceae. The record is from the annotation of a GenBank genome assembly.
AUGGCCGGUAGAAAGAAGAAAGCGAAGGACAGGAAGAAGAAACCCGGCGGCAAUCGAAGCUGUGAUUCCCAAAUUUCCCCAGGCGGCAAGCCUGAACUUCCAGAGAACGUAAUAUUUAUUAUAUUAUCAUGGCUUCCAGCGAAAUCUUUGAUGCGAUUCAAAUUGGUCUCUAAACCAUGGCUUGCCCUGAUUCGCGACCCGUAUUUCGCUGAAACCCACCUCGCCAACUCCAGGACCGAAACCCGGCAACCCUUUUCAUCCUACAUCCUAUUCUAUGUCAUCGGCAGAUGGGCCAUGUUUCCGGCGAAUCCAGACGCCGUUUUCUCCACCCAGCUUCCCAUGCACAGGUUCACUGAUCAUGACGAACACGGCAUCAUCAUUGAUGAAGCCGAGCCAUGUUCUAACAUCGUCAACGGCCUUAUUCUUUUGUGGUCACCUAGCUCAUAUCAACUUCGAUUGCUCAAUGUCACAACCAAGGAAAAUAUUGGUCUCCCAAAGACUAGAAGAUCUAUUUCAUCAUGUCAUUGCUCUGGCCCGUCUAACAACUUCUUAGGGUUUGAUCCUAUCAAUAAGGUAUACAAAGUAGUUCACUCUUGUGGACAAGACAAAUGUUUCGUCAUGACAUUGAGUUUCGGCAAUAUGAUGAGAUGGAGGGAAAUUGUUUCAACUUACCCUCAGUAUGAUCUUGUAUACAGGAAAAACAUUUGCGUAGAUGGUUCAAUAUUUUGGGAAGGUUUUGAAUUCUGCUAUGAAAGUGGUGAUGAGGGGAAAAGAGCUUUGCAAUAUUUCGACGUUUCCGAAGAGUCGUUCAAAUUAGUUCCUGUUUCUAAUGGUUUUUUUCAUGGUGACGGUAAUGCUCAUCACCCAGAUAUCUUCUUGAGCCAAAACCGUAAAUUCGAUUAUUAUGACCAGUUAAUGACAGAAGUUGGAGGCCGUUUCACGUUGGCUAAAUUUAUCCACCACCCUCAUCCUUCUCAAAUCAAAUUGUGGACAUUGAUGAACAAGCAUGAUCCAUUCUGGAUUCAAUCAUAUAUUGAGCUGCCAGAACAGGUAUUCUACAGGGGCAUUGAUAUUGUUGGCAGCACAAAUACAGAGGAGGGAGUAAUAUACGUUUCUGUUUUUGCAUGGAAGGUUUUAGUAACACAUAAACGAGUUUCGACUGAAACCUCAGAUGCUGCUUUGAUCUUUUGUGAUCCUGGAAAGAAGAAGAACAAGGAAAAGAAGGAAAAUAAGUACGAAAUCAAACAGCUGCAGUUUGAGGACAAGUCAUCCCCUGUUCAUGCACUUGUUCCGGUGCUGUCAACUGUUGCUAGUAGCCAUCAUAUUGAAAACAUUCUGCCUCUGAGUCCCCCAAAGAUACCUAUAUAUAAAGUUGUGUAG